AUGGAACAUGUUGUAAAAUACACGAACUGCUCUAGAGAUGACCCAAUAAUCCUGUCAGUGGAUAACCAUGAGAGCCAUCUUUCUGUAGAUAUGUUACAGUAUGCCAAGGAUAACGGUGUUCAUGUCAUAACACUUCCACCCCAUACUAGCCAUAAGACCCAACCUCUAGACAGAUCCGUAUUCGGCCCAUUAAAAAGUUGUUACAAUGCUGAGGCGAAUUCAUGGAUGAUGAGAAACCCAGGACAGUGUAUUACAAUCUAUCAGGUAGCAGGACUUGCUGGAUCAGCUUGGUUGAAGGCGGCAACUCCCACAAAUGUCAUCGCAGACUUUAAAGUUUCAGGAAUUUGGCCUUUUGACCGUCACAUGUUUAAAGAUGAAGAGUUCCUGCCUGCAUCAGUAACGGACCGUGAUGCUCCUGUACCUCAGGAUGAGAACAGUCACGAUGAAACGGACCGAGCUGAACAGACCGAAGACCUGGAUCACAGAACCCCUAUAAAGGAGACAGACAAUCCAACUCCUGGAACCAGUGGCUUCAUUUCUCCAGUAGAUAUAUUGGGGUAUCCAAAAGCGCCUGAAAGAAAAUCAACAUCAAAUCGAGGCAGAGAGAAAGGGAAAUCAAUGGUAGCCACUUCCACACCUGAACUGAAAAGAAAAUCAACAUCAAAUCGAGGCAGAGAGAAAGGGAAAUCAAUGGUAGCCACUUCCACACCUGAACUGAAAAGAAAAUCAACAUCAAAUCGAGGCAGAGAGAAAGGGAAAUCAAUGGUAGCCACUUCCACACCUGAACUGAAAAGAAAAUCAACAUCAAAUCGAGGCAGAGAGAAAGGGAAAUCAAUGGUAGCCACUUCCACACCUGAACUGAAAAGAAAAUCAACAUCAAAUCGAGGCAGAGAGAAAGGGAAAUCAAUGGUAGCCACUUCCACACCUGAACUGAAAAGAAAAUCAACAUCAAAUCGAGGCAGAGAGAAAGGGAAAUCAAUGGUAGCCACUUCCACACCUGAACUGAAAAGAAAAUCAACAUCAAAUCGAGGCAGAGAGAAAGGGAAAUCAAUGGUAGCCACUUCCACACCUGAACUGAAAAGAAAAUCAACAUCAAAAUCGAGGCAGAGAGAAAGGGAAAUCAAUGGUAGCCACUUCCACACCUGA
Messenger RNA from Gigantopelta aegis, 1146 nucleotides. RefSeq lists its product as uncharacterized. The coding region runs from base 1 to 1146 and encodes 381 amino acids. Gene Ontology annotation, molecular function: nucleic acid binding. The record is from RefSeq and is a predicted model, not a curated record. NCBI's taxonomy places the organism in Eukaryota, Metazoa, Mollusca, Gastropoda, Neomphalida, Peltospiridae. The transcript is spliced from 2 exons.